Molecule: messenger RNA, 1661 nt
Organism: Enhydra lutris kenyoni (northern sea otter)
Lineage: Eukaryota; Metazoa; Chordata; Mammalia; Carnivora; Mustelidae
Product: transcription factor E2F7-like
Exons: 7
Coding region: 1-1623 (540 amino acids)
Source: RefSeq, a predicted model, not a curated record
AUGGUCCUCCCCGACUCCCUGCAGCCACAUAGCAUUGCAUUUUGGGAUGAAGAACUAGUGGAUGUUUCUGCAUCUGUCUUACCAGAAUUGAAAAGAGAAACAUAUGGCCAGAUUCAAGUCUGUGCAAAACAGAGGCUGGCUCGACAUGGUUCUUUCAGCACAGUUCAGGCUUCUGAGAGGAUCCAGAGGAAAGUGAACUCAGAGCCCAGCAGCCCUUAUAAAGAGGAACAAGGGUCAGGUGGCUACUCCUUAGAAAUUGGAAGUCUGGCAGCUGUUUACCGACAGAAAAUAGAAGACAGUUCACAGAGGAAAGCCUUCGUCAGUAAGAGAGUGAUGCCUCCGUCAAGCAGCCUGGACCCUGCUGCUCCUUUCCCUGGCUUGUCUGUUGACUCAGAAUAUUCUGCUAAUCCUUUACCACACCAAGUAUUUUCUGUGGCCCAAACGGACCUGCAGGCCUUCUCCAUGCAGAACAGUCUGACUGGACGAAUGAGUGUCUCACCAGCUUCGGCUGCCUCGGACAUGGAGACCCUGAAACCAGCCCUGCUGGCCAGCCAGCCUGUGGUGUACGUGCCCUCCACCUCGCUGUUCAUGCUGUACGGGAGCCUGCAGGAGGGACCGUCCCCAGGGUCCGGCUCGGGGUCAGAGAGGGACCCAUCCACACCCUCAGUUCAGAAGCGCCUUGGGGAGGAGAGGAGGCCUCAGGAGGAGGAGCCAGCCACUAAAAGACAGAGCAGGGACUAUGAAGACAGCCCUCUAGCUCUUGUCGUGCCCAAGAAACCCUCAGAGUCCACAGACGUUGCCUCCCCCAGGAUCCCAGGUAACAGCGGCUCUGUACCCCUCGAAGACACUCACAUGGAGGCCCAAGUCUCAGCUGCAGAGGAGCCUUCGGCAAAGGGCACAGCCAACUGCUUCGUUUCUUCUGAGUGGGGAAAUCCUUCGGGAGACACAGAGAUCGAAAAGUCUUCAAAAGAAAAUGAAAGCACCAAAGAGCUCUCUUUGCAACAGUACCUUUACGUGCAGUCGCCGGCCGGAUUAAAUGGUUUCAAUGUGCUCUUAUCUGGCAGUCAGAACCCCCAUGCCGUGGGACCCCCUUCAGGUCAGCUGCCAUCCCUCAGCAUUCCUUGCAUGGUCUUACCAUCUCCGACGCUGGGCCCUUUCCCCGUCCUCUAUUCUCCCACGAUGGCCAGGCCACUUUCCUCGGCCCCCGGUGCUCUCCCAAAUGCGGGACCUGUGAAUUUUGGCUUGCCUGGCCUCGGAUCAACAGCUCAUCUUCUCAUCGGCCCUGCAAACAUGGUUAAUCCAAAAUCAUCAGCACUCCCCUCCGCAGACCCUCAGCUCCAGGGUCCACUCUCACUCAACCUGAGUCCAGAGAUGCCAAGAUCACACAACGUCAUCCAGCCUGAAUCCCCUGUGUACUCGGGGCAUCCUGUCCCCAUAGUAAAAUUACAACAGUCCCCAGUUCCCAUGACCCCCAAGAGCAUCCGACGCACACAUCGUGAGACAUUUUUCAAGACGCCUGGCAGCCUGGGAGACCCUGUCCUUAGGAGAAGAGAAAGGAAUCUGACACGAAACACCAGCUCAGCACAGAGGAGACUCGAAAUCCCCAGCAGCGAGGCUGACUAAUCCCACGCCUUGCCAGACGGGGGUGGGGCUCCCCCGAC